Rubroshorea leprosula is the source of this 1165-nucleotide messenger RNA. The record is from the annotation of a GenBank genome assembly. NCBI's taxonomy places the organism in Eukaryota, Viridiplantae, Streptophyta, Magnoliopsida, Malvales, Dipterocarpaceae.
GGCUGUUACCUGAUAGCCUAAGUGGCCUCCCAUUGUACCAGAAUGAAACAGCUUAUGAUUUUUUGUCUUAACUGUGCAUCAUUUCCAACUACCAGCCUACCUUCCUUCUGAACUGCUGAUCCGCAGAAGAGUAUUCUUGCCUGCAACUAGGAUUGUCCUGCACUUUGCAAUUGUUGAAUUUUGGCCCAAGAUUCCUUAAUCUCAGAGACUAAUCCAGUUGAUAUGAUAGAAAUACAUGGUGCUGCAUCAGUCAUCAUAACUCAUAGGAAGUUUUUCUCUAAUGCAAUCUUUUCAUCUUAGCUUGAUUUGCAAAAGCAUGAACAGUUGAACUUCUUCUUCGAUUGAUGUUUGUGAUUUUGGGUUGUCAGAAUUAAAGUACAAUACUUUCCUCUCAUCAACUUCAACUUCAGGAACUGUGAGUAACUUGGAACCAGAACUGCUCAGCAAUGAGAGCUCAAAUGUAUUUCAAAUCUUAGUUUAAACCCUUUUGAGAUGUCUCUGAAUCUCUGAUUUUGAGUUGUCUUUUUUAUGUUAGCCUGAAUGGAUAGCGCCAGAACUGCUUUGCAAAAAGCCCUCAAAUGAAAAGUGAGUACGUAGUUCAUUACCGCCUUUAUAGAUCAUUUAAAUGAGAGUUCUUUGCAGCUCUUUCUGCUACAGCUUUGAAUUGGAUUUCAAUUUCAAUGAUGCCAAAAUAUGAGGAUAACCAGCAAAUAACUAAUUUAAAUCUUUGGACUGGAUUCGUAGGUGUGAUGUUUAUAGCUUUGGAGUCAUCCUGUGGGAGCUUGCUACUCUGAGGGUGCCUUGGGAAGCCAUGGAUCGAAUGCAAGUUAUCGAAGCAGUUGGUUCUGAAAAUCGACGCCUUGACAUCCCCAAGGAGGUUGACCCACUGGUAGCGAGGAUUAUUCAGAAAUGUUGGCAGAAUAAUCCAGAAGCGCGGCCCUCAUUUGCUGAGCUCAUAGCAGAGUUAAAACACUUGCAGCGGCUUGUUAUCUCGUGACAUCAGAAUCAACCAACCAAAGAUUACUGGUUGGUUGGUUUACCUCUUGGGCCCAUCCAUUGAUUUGCUCGUUGAUUUUUUGGGGGACAAGUGUAAUAUCAUAAAUCCAAACUUACCGUUAAUUUUGUUUUUCUUAAAUCAAACAUACAAUAAAGUUGUAAAUAUUUG